Messenger RNA from Rotaria socialis, 987 nucleotides. Lineage: Eukaryota; Metazoa; Rotifera; Eurotatoria; Philodinida; Philodinidae. The record is from the annotation of a GenBank genome assembly.
AUGAAUAAUAAUACAAAUAAUAAUUUAUUAAUUGCCAAUCAAUGGCAAUUAGAACGCAAAUUAGGUUCGGGUUCAUUUGGUGAUGUUUAUCGUGCAUUAAAUAUUCAAACAGGAGAACAUGUAGCUAUUAAACUCGAAGCCAAUAAUACUUAUUCGCUACAAUUAGCUUUUGAGGCAAAAUUAUAUAAAUUAAUGAAAGGUAUACAAGGCAUUCCGAAACUAUUUUGGUUCGGUGAAGAAGGUGAUUAUAAAUGUUUAGUUAUUGAACUUUUGGGACCAUCGUUAGAAGAUCUUUUUCAUUUAUGUAAACGAGAAUUUUCGUUGAAAACUAUUUUGAUGUUAGCCGAUCAAAUGAUAUCACGCGUAGAAUGUUUACACCGAAAAUUUUAUCUUCAUCGAGAUAUCAAGCCAGAUAAUUUUCUUGUCGGCAUCGGAAAAGAUUCGGCACAGAUAUUUCUUAUCGAUUUUGGUCUAGCAAAAAAGUUUUUUGAUCAUCGUCUAAAUAAGCAUAUUUCAUAUAAAGAAGGCAAAAGUCUAACAGGUACACCUCGAUAUGCAUCUAUAUCAACACAUCUUGGCAUUGAACAAUCACGUCGUGAUGAUAUGGAAGCACUUGCUCAUGUUCUUAUUUAUUUCAGUCGAGGUACUCUUCCAUGGCAAGGCAUAAGCGCAUUGAACAAAAAGCACAAAUAUGAAAAAAUUUGCGAAUUAAAAAUGUCUAUUUCAAUAACGAAUCUUUGUGCUGGAUUUUCACCUGAAUUUGCAAUGUAUUUAAAUUAUUGCCGUAGAUUGCAAUACACCGAUGAACCUGAUUACUUUUAUAUACGUCAAAUAUUUCGUAAUUUGUCUUAUCGUCUUAAUUAUCAAUAUGAUUCUAUGUUUGAUUGGGUUUUGCUAAAAAAUCGAGUAUCAUCACAUUUUUUCAAUCAAAAUCAAGAGCCAAUAGAAAACAAUAGACCGUCUAGUAAUAGUAAUAAACUUCUUUGA